AUGUAUCCGAUGGUGUCUGCUUCCUUGGGCGUUUCCAGCAUCUUGCUUUCUCUGCUCUGCUCGGCUACUCUGGCGCGUCCCGAGGCUACACAGAAUUACAUGGAGCGCAUCGACCCUACGCCGCUGAAACUCGUCGUUGGUGGCUAUUCGGGGAAAAUCGUUUCGCUCGAAUUCGAUCCAUCCAAGAAGACCUUCCAGAGCCUCUCGGCCACCCCAGCCGAGUCGAGUGGGAAAAGCCCGUCGUUUAUCGGCUUCAGUCCCGACGGACGAUGCAUGUUUGCCACCAACGAAGUCUUAGAUUUCCGGGGAUUGGCCCAGACCGGAAGCGUCACCUCCUUCAAAAUCGAACCAGACAACUCCUUCCGUCCUAUCUCAACCGCUUUGACGGCUGCUGAUCCUGCUGCCCUGGCCGUAUCUCCCGACGGCAAGAACCUAGUCGCCGCUGAAUAUACCGCCGGAUCCUGGUCGAGACAUGCAUUGAACAAUGACUGUGGCUUCGAAUCAGAGAAUCCUACUCAAGUCAUGAAAUAUCACGGAUCAGGUCCUAAUCCACAGCGACAAGACCAUUCUUACAUCCACCAAGUUUCAUACAAUCGUGCGGGCGAUUUGCUAUUUGCCGUUGACCUCGGCGGCGAUGCCGUCUAUGUCCAUCGAGUGGACCCAGGUACUGGCAGGAUUGGAGAGGAGGUGGCGCAUGAAAUCAAGCUUCCUGCAGGGACCGGACCCAGACAUCUUUCGAUGGUCGAACAACGGGGAGAAUAUGACAUAUAUUUGAUCAGCGAACUGAGCAACAAGCUGUUCACGAUCCGGCUCACGGACGAGCACAACGAGCUGAAGACGACGAUCCGACAGACGCUGAGCACCGUCCCGGGCCCGGUGAGCGACGCGAGCACGUAUGCGGCGGGCGAGGUGAUGGUGAGCCGGGACGGCCGCUAUGUGUACGGCUCGAACCGACAGACAGACUUCAGCAAGCCGGGCACGGACAACUCGAUCGUCGUCUUCGCACGGAAUGUCCACUCCGGCUUGCUCGAGAAUCCGCCGAGAUGCUUCCCGCUCCCCGCCCCCGCCGGCAAAACGCCCCGCCAUUUCUCCUUCUCCAACGACCCCCGUCAGGCCUUCCUCGUCGUCGGCUCCCAACAGGCUAAUACCCUCUCCAUCUUCCGCCGUCAUUCUCAUUCAGGCGCCCUGGAGUUUCUCGCAUCCACUCCUGUCGAAUCGCCUGCUGUGCAACUCUUUCUUCCCAAUCAUCACAAGCCUUACAGUCAUAAGGAUUGA
Molecule: messenger RNA, 1275 nt
Organism: Puccinia triticina
Lineage: Eukaryota; Fungi; Basidiomycota; Pucciniomycetes; Pucciniales; Pucciniaceae
Exons: 7
Coding region: 1-1275 (424 amino acids)
Molecular function (GO): 6-phosphogluconolactonase activity; protein binding
Source: RefSeq, a predicted model, not a curated record